AUUAUACAAUGAAUUUUAUUAACUCUUUUAAUUAUUUUUAAUUUUAUUUUUAUAAAUAUAAAACAUCCAUUAGCAAUAGGAUUAACUCUAUUAAUCCAAACUACAUUAGUAACUUUAACAUCAGGUCUUAUAACUAAAAGAUUUUGAUUUUCAUAUAUUUUAUUUUUAGUAUUCUUAGGAGGUAUAUUAGUUUUAUUUAUUUAUGUAACUUCUUUAGCAUCAAACGAAAUAUUUUCAUUUUCAAUUAAAUUAUUAUUUAUUUCAUUAAUAAUAUUUUCUGUAAUAAUAAUUACAUUAUUUUUUAUAGACAAAAAUAUUUUACUACAAUACCAAAAUUUAGAAAUUAAAUCUAUUUAUGAUAUAAAUUCUUACUUAAUAGAAAAUUCUUUAUCUCUUAAUAAAUUAUAUAAUUAUCCAACUAAUUUAUUAACAAUUUUAUUAAUAAAUUACUUAUUAAUUACAUUAAUUGCUGUAGUUAAAAUUACUAAAUUAUUUAAGGGUCCUCUUCGACCAAUAUUUAACUAA
Molecule: messenger RNA, 525 nt
Organism: Lucilia sericata (common green bottle fly)
Lineage: Eukaryota; Metazoa; Arthropoda; Insecta; Diptera; Calliphoridae
Source: the annotation of a RefSeq genome assembly